Aricia agestis (brown argus) is the source of this 1725-nucleotide messenger RNA. RefSeq names its product organic cation transporter protein-like. Gene Ontology annotation, cellular component: membrane. Gene Ontology annotation, biological process: transmembrane transport. Bases 238 to 1701 code for a protein of 487 amino acids. Gene Ontology annotation, molecular function: transmembrane transporter activity. Lineage: Eukaryota; Metazoa; Arthropoda; Insecta; Lepidoptera; Lycaenidae. The record is from RefSeq and is a predicted model, not a curated record. The transcript is spliced from 3 exons.
AUCACUGAAAGGAUAGAUAACGUAACCAUUUAAUCUGUACUGUGUCCUGAUAUGAAGCACAAUUAUUUAGGAGAUUUAUUUGUAUUAUAGCAAGUGUCAGUGCGACGCGAGUGGUGUUAGUGAAAAUGAAAUGAAAUAUUAAAAAAAUCAAACAGAAAGUUGUAUUUUACUACAAAUAUAUACAGUGAGCAAUAAGACUAAGUACUCCCAGUUCUUAGGGGUCGGUUAAGAAAAGGAAUGACACAAGUAGACCACAUAGAAGGAGUAAUAGGCAGCUUCGGAAGAUAUCAAACAUGGAUACUGAUAUUGAUUUCCGUGGGACGGUUGCCUACAGACUACCAGCUGUCCAACGUCGUGUUUAUACUGCCGAGUGUGGAUUACGUUUGUAAGGACGAUGGAGCCUACAACUUGACGAACCAUUGCCCCUGCAAGAAUCCUGUGUACGAUACCAGUACCAUAGUAAGCUCAGUGACUAGCACAUUCAACCUCAUCUGUGAUAGAACCCAGUUGGCGAGUUUGGCGCAGUCUUUUCUCCAAGUCGGUAUUCUAGCGGGCAGCAUCUUCUAUGGAUAUAUUUCAGACAGGUACGGCCGCAAAUUUGCGUGUCUCUUGGCGCUGCAUUCUGUGGUCCUGUUCGUUGCAGCAUCCGCAGCAGUCAGCGAGCUAUGGAUGUUCAUCGUCGCCAGAUUCCUGAUGGGCACAGGGGUCGGUGGCACCAUGUUGUGCUGCUACAUCAUGAUCAUUGAACUCACUGGGAAGUCCUUCAGGCCUUACAUCACUGGCCUUCAUGAGAUCUCCUUCAUGGUCGCCUACGUAUCUUUACCUGGUUUGGCCUUUAUCUUCAGAGAGUGGAGAUACCUGCAGCUUGUUACAUCUGUGCCCUGGCUGUUCGUUAUUGCCUACAGCUUUAUAUUACCAGAAUCUCCGAGGUGGUUAAUUACAGUGGGAAGGAAGGACGAAGCUGUGACCAUUCUCACGGCUAUCGCUAAGAGAAAUCGCCGGCCUUCCGACAACAUUCGAGCAAUCGUUGAUAAAGUUUACGAAGAAACAGUGAGAAACAACGAUCAGCAGUACAGUACAUACUUGGACAUAAUGAGAUCGCCUAAAUUGAGAGUUUAUGCCCUUAUAUGUGCAUUCGUUUGGCUGUGCUGCGCUCAUACAUUCUUCGGAGUCAACCAAUACAUCGGACGGUUGGAAGGGAAUAUUUACCUCAACGUUAUGUUAUCUGGCUUGAUUCUCUCUCCUAGUGUAAUAUUAGUUAUCAUAGCUACGUUAUAUUUCCGAAGAAAGACAUCGACAAUAUUUACUUUCUGUUUAACAGGUGUAUCGUUGUUAUGUUUUAUAUUCAUACCGUCAGAUUACAAUGUAGCUAGACUCUUAGUAGCGUUUAUAGGACUAACUGGUUCUUAUACAGCUUUUGUUUUAAUAUAUUUGUAUUGUUCGGAAGUAUUUCCAACAGUUAUCAGAAAUUCUGCGAUGGGUUUUGCAUCAGUGUUUGCAAGAUUCGGUGGCUUCAUAGCACCAUUUGUUGUAAAUAUAGGUGUAGAAUGGGCUUCAUUGACAAUAUUCAGUUCUCUGGCAUUUUUAGCUGCAGUUUUAUGUUAUUUCUUGCCAGAAACUAAAGGCAUUGUAUUAUUAAACUCAAUCGAACAAAGAGAAAAAUCUGAAAAACAUAUUGUAAAAUCUGAUGUUAUUACUUAAUUUACAAUUUGGAUUAAAUAGAAU